This is a messenger RNA of Tetrahymena thermophila SB210, 672 nucleotides long. RefSeq lists its product as hypothetical. The transcript has a single exon. The record is from RefSeq and is a predicted model, not a curated record. Lineage: Eukaryota; Ciliophora; Oligohymenophorea; Hymenostomatida; Tetrahymenidae.
AUGAAAUUUAAAAUAUUUAUUGAUAAAAUUAUCAUUAAAUAAAGUGCGAGUUAUCAAUUUUUUUUGUGUUAAUGUGUUUAAUUACAUUUGUAUUGUUGUAUGGGAUAUUUCCUUGCUAAAGAUUUUUUUAGUAUUAUCCGCCUGGUGGUAAAUGUCCCAUUUAAUGCUAAGACUAUUGUUGUUACUAUUGUUAAACCUGACCCUGUUGUUAAGAUUAGUGAUUCAUACCAUAAACUUAAUUAUUGGAGGGAGGAGGAGCGUUUCCUGGAAUAUUUUAGUUUGAAUUGGCUUGCUAAUGAGAAUAUUAGUGCUAUUAUGGACGAUAAUUCAUUCCCGAUUAAUCUUGUUAAGAUCCACUAUGAUUUAAUUAUGGUGUUUGUGACUAAGGCUAACCGUUAGGUUGAGGUUACUACCCAGAUGAUGGGCCAUACAUACCUUAAUAGCCACCGCUUUGAUUUGAAGACGGCAUUCCACUCAUAUGACCUGAAGAAUUCAUAACAGUUUAGGGUGCUCCCUAAGAACCCUAAGAAUUUUGCAUAUUUUGAUUUGCAGGUGCAUUGUUUUAACCAGAAUGAUAACUGUGAAUUUAAGAAUUGUAAUGCUAAGGUUGAGUAGCAGGAGGCUAUGAACUCGAACUGUGAUGAUCCAUACCCUCUUAAUAUUGGUUGCUGA